AUGGUCAACUUCAAGCAUUUAUUCAAUACCGGUGACAAGGAAUUAGAUGAGCCAUUUAUUUUUGCAUCUCAGGCAACUCAAGUUUACUAUGUGCAAGAUCCUAUUGAUGCUGAUUGGUUUGCUGUUUUGAAGUCAAAACAACGUGACAUGUAUGAUAUGGAAGAAAGGCUAGACAAUAGUACAGAAAUAGGUUCUUUCUUGCCAGAUUUGGAUGCACACACACAAGUUAAUGUAUCUAUUGGUGGUAGUUGUGUUAGGACUGAUAUAGAUGGAAUAAUGAUUGUCGAAAACCAACCUAGCAAGAGGAAAGUUUGUAAGAGGAAGAGGAAUGGGACUGAAAGGGAUAUUGUUGAUGAAGAAUCUGAAAAUAGUUAUGAAGAAUCUGAUAAUCCCAUCAAUGAUGAAGAGCAACCUAUUGGGCAUCAAAAUAUAAGGAAAGGAAGGGGCCCAACCUUGAAGAAGAACAUAUAUUCAAGUAGUGGUGGGCCUAAAAUCUGCAUUACCCUUAAUGAAUAUGGACAACCAGUUGGUAGGAACAGCAAAGAGUUUGGUAAUUUCAUAGGAACUUUGGUGAGGAAAAAUAUCCCUGUUUCUUGUGAGGAUUGGAGACUAGUUGAUUCUAAAAAGAAGUUUGAGUUAUGGACAAAAGUGAAGGAAUACUAUGAAGUGGAUGAAUCUGGUAUAGAUUAUGUUAUAACAUCUGCAGCAAAAAAGUGGAGAGAGUUUAAGGCUGACCUAAAGAACAAAUAUUUUGAUGAAACAUUGAGUUUUGAAGAGCUUAUUGCUAAAAGGGAUGAAAGGGUGAAAGAAUCUGAUUGGGAGUGGUUGAUAACUUAUUGGAUGUCUCCAGAAGCCGAGGUUCGUACAAACAGAGGUAAAGAUAAUCGUUCAAAGCUGACUAUGUCGCAUGCAGCUGGCAGCAAGAGUUAUGCUCGUGUGGGGCAUGAACUGGCCGAGCAACAAGGACGCCCUGCGAGAAGAGAUGAAAUAUAUGUUAGAACACACACGCGUAAGAACAAAGAAGGGGAUAUUGUGCCUCUACCUGGAGCAGAAAUAUUCAUUAAUAAAUUUGAAGAAGCUGUUGCUGAGAACCCAGAACUGAAGGACAGAAGUAUUGAAGAUGGUGAUUUAUAUGCACAUGUUUUUGGAGAGAAAGAACCAAGAGGUCGUAUUCGUGGUUUAGGCUUAGGACCAACUCCACAAGAUGUAGGCACCCCUGGAACUCAAAUGAAAAUAUCAACAAAGCUUCAAAUGGCAUUGCAAGCUCGCAGUCAGUCUGAGCAAGAGGUUAGAGCCUUAAGACAGGAUAUGAAUCAAAUGAAAGAAAAAAUGGAUCAAAUUUAUCAAAUGAUGGUAGCAGCUCAAGGGGUGCAACAUAUAGAAAGCCCAUCACAACAUGGGUCUAAUUCUCGACAGAACUCAAGGGUGCAUCGUUCAGAUGAGGUGGCACAUGAUUACAAUGGUAAUAACCAUUCACAAAAUAUGGUUGAAGAUGACUUGCAACUUACUAGGCGAGUUGCAAGCACUGUGGGUCGUCUAAGGAAUCGUGAAGAUGUUAAUACUAUUGAAGAGCAAAGUCGCAGGCGAGACAUUGCAACAAUGGUACCUCAAAGAAAUCAUGGAUCAUCUCAAAAUGCAGAUGAUAAUCCUAUAAUUUUCUCAUCUAUCACUUCAUAUUUAUGUUUCAUUAUUUGAACUUUGUAAUCUUACUUCGCAUAUUUUAUUAGGUUGGUAAAGAAGUGAUAUUAUAUUCUAUGAUGAGAUCAGAAGUUCCUGUUGCAAUAGCAAAUAUUAUCUC
This is a messenger RNA of Zea mays, 1798 nucleotides long. RefSeq lists its product as uncharacterized. The transcript has 9 exons. The record is from RefSeq and is a predicted model, not a curated record. NCBI's taxonomy places the organism in Eukaryota, Viridiplantae, Streptophyta, Magnoliopsida, Poales, Poaceae. The coding region runs from base 1 to 1695 and encodes 564 amino acids.